AUGACCCAGCCCGAAAACCCCACUAUCAUCCUCAUCCCAGGCGCCUGGCACCAAGCCAGCACCUACGAGCCCGUGGCCGCUCUACUGCGAGCACAAGGCUACCCAGCGCACACGCUGACCCUGCUAUCAUCAGGCGGGCCGACCUCAACGACAGUCGCCGACGACGCGGCGUAUAUCCGAGACACGCUGCUGGCCGACCUCGUCGCCCAGGGCAAGGAGGUGGUGCUGGCGCUGCACUCGUACAGCGGGGUGGCCGGGUCCGAGAGUGUGAGGGGACUGGCGCGGCGCGAUCUCGCUGCACAGGGAAAGCCAGGCGGCGUUGUUGCGCUGGUGUAUGUUUCGGGGUUUAUGUUGCGCGCGGGACAGACGGUGGAUUCUUUCCUUGGGGGUGUGGGGAAUGUGAUUGUGUUUGAGGGCAACAAAGCUAUCAUGACUGAUCCCGUCUCGAAAUUCUAUGCCGACCUCGACCCCGAGUCUGCUGUCCGUGCUGCUGCUGCUAUCCAGUACCAUGCGAAACCUACUUUUUUUACGCCGCUUACUUACGAGGCGUACCGCGAUGUGCCGGCCACCUACCUCCUCUGCGAGGGCGACAGAGCCAUCCCGCUCAAAGCGCAGCAGAAGAUGGUUGAUGCUGUCGGGGACAUCGUGCAGACUCGUGUCUGCGCCGCGGGGCAUUCGCCUAUGCUGGCGAUGCCGCAGACAGUGGCCGAAGUGAUUAUCGGCGCGGCGAGGGCUGGGUCAGCGACGAAAUUAUGA
Molecule: messenger RNA, 756 nt
Organism: Penicillium alfredii
Lineage: Eukaryota; Fungi; Ascomycota; Eurotiomycetes; Eurotiales; Aspergillaceae
Product: alpha/beta hydrolase
Exons: 2
Coding region: 1-756 (251 amino acids)
Source: RefSeq, a predicted model, not a curated record